This is a messenger RNA of Menidia menidia (Atlantic silverside), 3065 nucleotides long. The record is from the annotation of a GenBank genome assembly. NCBI's taxonomy places the organism in Eukaryota, Metazoa, Chordata, Actinopteri, Atheriniformes, Atherinopsidae.
AUGUUACGUGAGAGGAGCUCGAUCAUCAUGGCAGUCGACGUCCCCGGACUGAUAUCUGUGAUAGUUUUUUAUAUUUGCAUCCUGGUAAUCGGCGUCUGGGGAUCUCGAAAAUCCAAGAAAGUGGAGAAGACAUGCCCUGGUAGCAAGAGCGAGGUUUCUAUGGUUGGUGGUCGCAACAUCAGUGUCCUGGUCGGGAUUUUCACCAUGACAGCUACUUGGGUUGGUGGAGGUUAUGUUAUGGGAACUGCCGAGGCUGUUUAUUCUCCCACUCAAGGUCUCAUCUGGGCAAUGGGGCCUCCUGCCUAUGCUCUCAAUUUCCUUUUAGGUGGAUUGUUUUUUGCCAAACCUAUGAGGUCAAAGCGUUAUGUCACCAUGUUGGACCCAUUUCAGUGUCGCUAUGGCAACAUAUUCACUGCAAUACUCAUGGUUCCUGCUUUGGUCAGUGACAUAUUAUGGGUUGCCUGCAUCCUUGCUGCUCUGGGAGGAACGAUGAGCAUCAUUCUCGGACUUUCGUCUGCUCUGUCGAUCGUGAUCUCAGCAGCGGUCUCCAUCAUCUACACAUUCCUGGGGGGCCUCUACUCAGUUGCAUAUACUGAUAUUAUCCAGCUUUGUUUUAUCUUUGUCAGCCUGUGGCUCUGCAUUCCUUUUUUGGUACUCAGUCCUGCAGUUACUGGCAUCCCACAAACACCUUCCUUCAAUCAGACGCAUGGACACUCGUGGGUCGGAAACUUGGAGCUGGGAGAUGCAGGAAAAUGGGUCGAUGAAAUGCUUUUACUGGCUUUAGGGGGACUUUCAUAUCAAGCUCUAUACCAAAGGAUCCUCUCUGCAGCCUCUUCCGCUCAGGCCCAGAUCACCUGCUUUGCUUCUGCCGGGACAGUUUUCAUCAUGGGAAUCCCUUCAGUUGUCGUUGGAGUCAUGGCUGCCUCUGCAGACUGGAACCAGACAGAGUAUGGUCUGCCCCCUCCUUUUGAGCGUGGGGAUGCAGGAAAGAUCUUGCCUCUUGCCCUUCAACACCUCACCCCCACUUGGGUGGCAGUGUUAGGCAUUGGUUCUGUGGCUGCAGCCGUUAUGUCCUCCAUGGACUCUGUGCUGCUGUCCUCAGCAUCCAUGUUUACACAAAACAUAUACAAGACGACUUUAAGGAAGAAGGCCUCGGAGAGGGAGCUGCAGUGGGUGAUCCGUAUCAGCGUGCUGCUGGUGGGCGUGGCCGGGACCGGAUUGGCCUUUGGCGACGACAGUGUGCUGGCUCUCUGGCUUGUAAGCGGGGACCUCAUCUACUGUAUUAUCUUUCCUCAGCUGGUCUGCGUGCUGCACUACACUUAUGCAAAUACGUACGGGGCUGUUAGCGGCUUCGUCGUAGCCUCUCUGCUGCGGCUGCUGAGCGGGGAGCCUUUACUUGGCAUUGCUCCCCUUCUCCUGUACCCCGGUUGGAGGCAGGAAAAUGGAGUAAUCAGACAAUAUUUUCCUUUUAGGACUUUGGUCAUGAUUUGCUCUAUUAUGACUAUUAUUUUUCUGUCCUGGUUCGUGGACUUCAUCUUCUCUCGUCAACUGAUUCCGCAGUCCUGGGAUUUUCUUGGGGUUUUUAAAGAGAAAAAGCAGACAGAGGAAGAAGACACGCCUGAACCUUCUGAUAACUGUGCCCUAAAUACAAAGUUCUAAGCGGAAUCUCGCUGCAACUCAGGAGUAUACCGAAACAUGCACAACUUUGAAACUUUUUCUUUACUUUUUAGUUUUUAAGUUAUUUUUAGAGGCAGCUACAUUACUGUGGUGUACCUAAAAAAAACAAAAAAAAAAAUACAGUCACAUAAAACCUGACGAUUCCAACAUAGAGUUUAUUUUGUUUUUUUUCUUUUGGUCCAAACCCUUUUAAUCACAGGGAGCUCAAUUUUGUUCUGUGUUUCUAUUUCUAGCUUCUGAAAUCUUUUAUAGGGAAGUUAAACUUAACUCAGCUGAUGUGUCACCGUGAGUCUUUUGUUUGUAUUUUUACAAUUCACUAGUUAUGCAGCUGAAGAAAAAGUUUUUAUAUGCUCAGAGGUGUAAGAAUUUAGAGGUGAAUUGAAUAUCAGAGAGGUUUCCUGAUAGUUAAAAAGACACUAUUUUAUUUAUGAAAGAGAUCAUAACUCCAAUACAACUUAAACAGUUUGAACUUGGGGAUUGCAUGAAAUAAAGGAAUAAACAACUUGGAUAAUGGAAUACUAAGCUAAAGAAGUUAAUGGAUAAAGGGAUGUUAACACAAAAGAUUAAUGACAAACUAGGCGUGUGAAUGUAAAGAAAAACACAGAAAUAGUUUUUAAUUAUGAUCACACUUUGAUAAGUUUCUUCAUAUUUUGUUUAAGUGAAGUAAAAUCAAUUAAGAUUUUCUGAUGUCUGCCUCUAAAAAUUUCUCAUAUUUUCAUUUUUUAAGUUUUUAUACAUUUUCAGAGCUAAGCAAGGAAAGGAAUCAGGUCACAGAAAAGUUUAAAGUUUAAAUAAAAGAAUACGUUUGAAAUCAUAGUGAAUUGAUUUUCAGAAUACAUAUGCUUACAAAAACUUAAGCUAAAAAAUAUUUAGGAAAAUCUUUAUAAGUGUGAAAAUAGAGAAAAUAUUUCGUAUUUCUAUUUUAUCUUACGAUUUCCAUCUGAGCUGUUCACAUUCCAUACUGAGAUUUGGUUUUUUAAUGUCGUUUUUUUCUCACUCAACUGUAAUACCUCCGAUAAAGCAGCAGAGGGCGCCACUUUAUCGAUAAAACGAUGUUGAAAGCUGCAUUUUUAGACUUUGAGAAAAACAAUGUUAUUUCUAUUUUUUUUUUUUCCACCAAUGAUUCUCGGACAGAAAUUUUGUCCAAGUCGUAUUUGCAAUAAGAUUCUGUUUUGCUUUUUGCACUCGGCCAGUCACUCCUCAAAGUAGUUACGUUUCAGGACACUGAGAAGCACAGCCUCGCACUUUGAAAAAUUUAAAAAACAUGCGAACAAGUUACUUCAGCCGGAUAUCUCUCUCUCUCUUUCUCUCUCCCUCUCUCUUCUCUCUCUCCCUCUCUCUCUCUCUCUUUCUCUCGCUAUUAUGACAUUCAUAUUAUGUGUCGCUAU